AUGCAAACUUUGUACAAAAAAGAGAGUCGUAUAAACGGUAUGAAGAAUUUUUCCACCACUUGGAUUCAUCCAGGUUCAGAAUCUGUGAAAAAACAUGCUGUUCAAGGGCACACAAACAGUAUAGCUCACAUGGAGGCCAAGCAAAUCGAGGACAAGAGCAAAAUGGAAAUUGAAGUGUAUAUGAAUCGGGUAGUGGAUGUAACACCUAUCGGUCAGAACUUUAAAAACAUGUGCAUGAGCGUGAAAGAUCGAGAGUCUUUAAGAAUUAAAUUUAAUUCAGCCUACUAUCUCACAAAGCAAGAGAGGCCUUUCUCCGAUUUUUCCGAACUGUUGAAACUUCAAUCCAAAAAUAAAGUUUUGAAUAUUGGAGAAAGUUACACCACUGAUCGAGCAGCAGCCCAAUUUGUCAAUGUCAUAGAAGAAGUAACCAGAGAAAGUUUAGAAGCUGAUUUAGCAAAAGCAUGUUAUUACUCCAUUUUGAGUGACGGCAGCACUGAUGUUAGCACGACUGAACAGAAAUUAGUGUAUGUUUUAUUCCUUCAAGAUGGAACACCUGUCGUCAAAUUUGCAGGUGUUGAAUCGGCUACAACAGCUGAUGCUGAAGGAAUAUUACGUGCAAUUGAGAGUUCCUUCAGUCGACUUGUUAUUUCUCGCUUUCCUGACUGCCUUGUUGGUCUCGACGUGGACGGAGCAAGUGUUAAUAUGGGCAUACACGCUGGCCUUGGUGCAAAAGUUCGUGAAACUGCACUUUGGCUUGUUUUGGUUCACUGCUUUAAUCAUUGUAUUGAACUUGCGUUGACAGAUGUUUUUGAUGCAUCAGCAUUUUCAAAAAUUGAUCAGAUGCUCCAAGUACUUCAUGCGCUUUACAAUGCCAGUCCAAAACGCUAUAGUGAACUAAAGCAAUUAGCAGAAGCUUGGCAAACAUCUAUUCCAAAACCAACAAAGGAAACUGGCACUCGCUGGAUAGAACACAAAGUCAACGCAAUCAAAAUAGCUUUAGAAAAUUACUGGGCGUUUCUUAGUCAUAUUGAAUCACUUUUUCAAACCGAUUCAAAUCCAACCAAGCAAGCGGAAUUGAAAGGGUAUAUGUACAAAUGGAAAGAUGCUACAUUUCCAAUUUACCUGGCAAUCUAUUUGGAUAUCCUUUCUCCCAUACGUCGCUUAAGUUUGGGUUUUCAGCAAGAAUUGCACGAUCCAGUUAAAGCGGUUCAUAGAAUUAAGGAGUUUUCCUGGUCCAUGAUGAAAUUACGUGCCUUAAUAGAGAAGUCCCUCAACGAUCCCACUAGCAAGCUCACUCAUUACAAACAACUUAUCGCUGAACUUGAAACCAACGAAAAGGAGGAAACAGCUUAUCAAGGUAUUCCACUAGCUAGAUUCAAUUUUGUAAAUGAUGAUGUUGCAAACCAGUAUUCUGAAACAAUAACUCAAAUCCUCUCGAGCAUGGAGAAGCGGUUUCAAGAUUUGAAUGCAUCCCCAGUUUUCGGUGAUAUCACAUCAAUUUUGGACGUUUCAGUCUGGCCCAAGGAAUUGAAUGAUGACAUUUCAUUUGGUGAUAAUGCUGUGAGUAAGUUGCUUGAUUUUUUUAAGAUUCUUUUGGAGAAAAAUGGUUGUAAAGUUGACGAAGCAUUGUUAGAGUGGGACACUCUGAAAACAAUUGUUCAACCGUUCUUAAACAGUACGGAAGUUAAGUAUUUCGAAGUCUGGAAACGCAUUUUGACGAAUAUUCCCUACUAUAUGGAAAAAGGCUAUGUCAUCCCCCUACCAAAAAUUGGCCAUAAAAAUUUUAAUAAAGAUUUGAGGCCAAUUUUUCUCACGCCUACCUUAUUGAAAAUCGCUGAAGAGUUUGUCAUGCAAGAGCAUGUGAAACCUUGUCAUCUUGAAGAAAAUUCGAUCCGACCAGUUUGGUUGUGUUCCGCAUUCAUCGACUACACACGCUCUGAUAUACCUAACUCAUCAUUGGCUGGAAGCAACUGA
Molecule: messenger RNA, 1974 nt
Organism: Dendronephthya gigantea
Lineage: Eukaryota; Metazoa; Cnidaria; Anthozoa; Malacalcyonacea; Nephtheidae
Product: zinc finger protein 862-like
Exons: 2
Coding region: 1-1974 (657 amino acids)
Source: RefSeq, a predicted model, not a curated record